GGUUUGGACAAAGAGAUGAAAGUAGAUAGAGAGGGGGUGAAGUGGUGGUGAUAGUGAAGUAAGCGAGAUUUGGUCUGACAUUAAUUAUGUUUGGACUGAAGACAGGAACAUAUUUAAUGGGUUGUAAUAUUGCUUGACGCAGCCAAACAGCAGGAAGUGAGCUGGAGAGGCUUUUAUCCAAGGACACACAGUGAGAAACCACAAGCGUUGGACUUUGGUGGACCGUUCAGCACCAUACGGUCUUGAAGCGUGAGAGGAAAAGGCCCCUGUUUCCUGAUUCACCUGGAAAAUUCGUAACCAUGGGCAAUGCAGCGACAUGUGAGGCGUGUGGAUCAGAUAGAGCUUUAAAGACCAGUGGGAGUAACAGCAGUUUAGACCAACACGCUGACUACUAUGGAUGUGCUGAAUCUGGAUCUGAUGUUGAUGAUUCACUGUCCGACAGUAGCACCAGUUUCCUUCGAGCGGCCAGGGCGGGAAAUAUUGACAAAGUCCUUGAAUUCCUGAAAAAUGGAGUAGAUAUCAGCACCUGUAACCAGAAUGGUCUGAACGCUUUACAUCUGGCAGCUAAGGAGGGACACGAAGAUUUGGUGGAGGAACUGUUGGAGAGAGGAGCAGCAGUGGACUCCUCCACCAAGAAAGGAAACACUGCCCUCCACAUUGCCUCACUGGCAGGACAAAGGGAAGUAGCCCGAAUACUGGUGAAGAGAGGGGCAGAUGUCAACUCUCAGUCACAGAAUGGCUUCACUCCACUCUACAUGGCAGCCCAGGAGAACCACUUGGAGGUGGUGAGAUACCUGCUGGAAAAUGAGGGGAACCAAAGCAUUGCAACAGAGGAUGGCUUCACUCCACUGGCCAUUGCUCUCCAGCAGGGUCACAACGCAGUGGUCUCCCUGCUGCUGGAGCACGACACCAAGGGUAAGGUCCGUCUGCCAGCCCUGCACAUCGCGGCACGCAAAGAUGACACGAAGUCGGCGGCACUGCUGCUCCAGAACGACCACAACGCCGACGUCCAGUCGAAGAUGAUGGUCAAUAGAACCACAGAGAAUGGGAAGAGUGGGUUCACCCCUCUGCACAUCGCGGCUCACUAUGGUAACGUGAAUGUCUCCACCUUGUUGCUGAACAGAGGAGCGGCUGUGGACUUCACUGCCAGGAAUGGGAUAACUCCUCUCCAUGUGGCCUCCAAGAGAGGCAACACCAACAUGGUGGCUCUGCUGAUGGACCGAGGGGCUCAAAUAGAUGCGAAAACCAGGGAUGGACUGACCCCCCUGCAUUGUGCAGCCAGGAGUGGACAUGACCCUGCAGUCGAGCUGUUACUGGAGAAAGGAGCCCCUAUCUUAGCCAGAACCAAGAAUGGACUGUCCCCACUGCACAUGUCGGCCCAGGGAGACCACGUAGAAUGUGUGAAACAUCUACUGCAGCAUAAGGCGCCUGUCGAUGACGUCACACUGGACUACCUCACAGCGCUGCAUGUGGCAGCUCACUGUGGCCACUACAGAGUCACCAAGCUGCUGCUAGACAAGAAGGCCAAUCCCAAUACUCGAGCACUGAAUGGUUUCACUCCCCUCCACAUCGCUUGUAAGAAGAACAGGGUGAAGGUGAUGGAGUUGUUGGUCAAAUAUGGCGCCUCCAUCCAGGCCAUUACUGAGUCUGGCCUGACUCCGAUCCAUGUAUCUGCCUUCAUGGGUCACCUCAACAUUGUUCUCCUCCUGCUGCAGAAUGGAGCCUCUCCUGAUAUCCGUAACAUUCGUGGCGAGACAGCUCUCCACAUGGCAGCACGAGCAGGUCAAAUGGAAGUGGUUCGCUGUUUGCUGAGAAAUGGAGCGUUGGUCGAUUCCAUGGCCAGGGAGGACCAGACUCCCCUCCACAUUGCAUCCCGUUUGGGGAAAACAGACAUAGUUCAGUUGCUGCUUCAGCACAUGGCCCACCCCGAUGCUGCCACCACCAACGGGUACACUCCCCUCCACAUUUCAGCCAGGGAGGGCCAAGUAGAGACGGCUGCUGUGCUGCUGGAGGCCGGAGCCUCACACUCAAUGGCCACCAAGAAAGGAUUCACUCCAUUACAUGUAGCAGCAAAAUAUGGAAGCCUCGACGUAGCAAAACUCCUCCUUCAGCGCAAAGCCCUUCUUGAUGACGCUGGCAAGAACGGCCUGACUCCGCUUCAUGUGGCAGCUCAUUAUGACAACCAAGAGGUGGCUCUGUUGCUGCUGGAUAAGGGGGCAUCACCUCAUGCUACUGCGAAGAAUGGCUACACUCCUCUCCACAUUGCAGCCAAAAAGAACCAGACGAACAUUGCCUUAGCGCUGCUGCAGUAUGGAGCAGAAACCAAUGUUCUAACCAAGCAGGGAGUCAGCCCUCUACACCUGGCAGCCCAGGAGGGACAUGCAGAGAUGGCCAGCCUGCUGCUGGGCAAAGGAGCCCACGUCAACACAGGCACCAAGAAUGGAUUGACUCCUUUGCAUCUCACAGCCCAAGAGGACAGGGUCAGUGCAGCAGAAGUACUGGCCAAACAUGACAGCAACUUGGAUCAGCAAACAAAGCUCGGAUAUACUCCUCUGAUUGUGGCUUGUCACUAUGGAAAUGCCAAGAUGGUGAACUUCCUAUUACAGCAAGGUGCCAGCGUCAACGCCAAAACCAAGAAUGGUUACACACCACUUCACCAGGCAGCACAACAAGGGAACACACACAUCAUCAAUGUGUUGCUGCAACACGGGGCAAAGCCCAAUUCUACUACAGUGAAUGGAAACACUGCUCUGUCGAUCGCUAGACGUCUGGGUUACAUCUCUGUGGUGGACACACUGAAAGUUGUCACUGAGGAGAUCAUCACUACCACAACAACGGUCACAGAGAAACACAAGCUCAAUGUCCCCGAGACCAUGACGGAGAUCCUUGAUGUUUCCGAUGAGGAGGGUGAGGACACUAUGACAGGGGACGGUGGGGAGUAUCUGAGAGCAGAGGAUCUCAGAGAGCUUGGCGAUGACUCUCUUCCAGGACACUUCCUUGAUGGUUUCAGCUACAUGAGCCACAACCUGGACAGGCAGCCGCACACUCCCAUUCACCAGAGUUUUCAUCAGAGAGAGGGCAUUCUCAUUGAAGACAUGCUGACAAGCCACCAGGUGUCAGCGCUUUCUAGAGAGCACGACAAGGACUCGUUCCGUCUGAGCUGGGGCGCUGAGCACCUUGAUAAUGUGGUGCUGUCCUCCAGUCUGUUACACUCUGGCCGUUCCUCACCGUGCCUAGAACAUGACAACAGCAGCUUCCUGGUCAGCUUCAUGGUUGAUGCCAGGGGCGGGGCCAUGCGUGGUUGCCGUCACAAUGGCCUGCGAAUCAUUGUACCACCAAGGAAGUGUUCUGCACCUACACGGGUGACAUGCAGGCUAGUGAAGAGACACCGCCUUGCCUCUAUGCCCCCUAUGGUGGAGGGUGAGGGGCUGGCGGGUCGCAUCAUAGAAGUGGGACCCACUGGAGCUCAGUUCUUGGGUAAGCUCCACCUGCCCACAGCUCCGCCCCCUCUGAAUGAGGGCGAGAGCCUGGUCAGUCGCAUUCUGCAGCUGGGUCCUCCAGGAACCAAGUUCCUCGGGCCCGUGAUUGUGGAAAUCCCCCAUUUCGCAGCUCUUCGGGGCACAGAGAGAGAGUUGGUGAUCUUGAGGAGUGAGACAGGGGAGAGCUGGAGGGAACACCACUGUGACUUCACUGAAGAAGAACUGAACCAGAUACUUAAUGGCAUGGAUGAAAAACUUGAUUCUCCUGAGGAGCUUGAGAAGAAAAGAAUAUGCCGCAUCAUCACCCGAGACUUCCCACAGUAUUUUGCGGUGGUGUCACGGAUAAAGCAAGACAGUCAUUUGAUUGGGCCAGAGGGUGGCGUCCUUAGCAGCACUCUUGUGCCCCAAGUCCAGGCAGUCUUCCCUGAAGGAGCCCUCACCAAGAAAAUCAGAGUUGGGCUACAGGCUCAGCCCAUUGAAGUGGAUGUGGUGAGAAAGAUUCUUGGUAACAAAGCCACAUUUAGCCCAAUCGUAACAUUGGAGCCAAGAAGGAGGAAGUUCCACAAACCAAUCACCAUGACAAUCCCAAUUCCCAAGAGCUCAAACACUGACGAGCCAAGCGGCGUGUACAGUGGGGAGACCCCAACUUUACGUUUACUUUGCAGUAUUACUGGUGGAACCACUCCAGCCCAGUGGGAGGACAUCACCGGCUCCACACCUCUCACCUUUGUUAACCAAUGUGUUUCCUUCACCACAAAUGUAUCAGCAAGGUUCUGGCUGAUAGACUGCAGACAGAUCCAAGAGUCUGUUAGCUUUGGCUCUCAGCUGUACAGAGAGAUCAUCUGCGUUCCAUACAUGGCCAAGUUUGUCAUUUUCGCCAAAACACUGGACCCCAUUGAGGCCCGCCUGCGGUGUUUCUGCAUGACAGACGACAAGAUGGACAAAACCCUUGAGCAGCAGGAGAACUUUACAGAAGUUGCCCGCAGCCGAGAUGUUGAGGUGCUGGAGGGAAAACCUAUAUUUGCUGACUGCUUUGGAAAUCUGGUGCCGCUUACCAAGAGUGGACAACACCAUGUGUUCAGCUUUUUUGCCUUCAAAGAGAACAGACUGGCCCUCUUCAUCAAAAUUAGAGACACAGCGCAGGAGCCCUGUGGCCGCCUGUCGUUCACAAAGGACCCAAGGACAUACCGUAGUCUGAACCACAAUGCGAUCUGCAACCUUAACAUCACCCUCCCAACAUAUUCAAAGGAAUCUGACUCAGACCAAGAUGCGGAUGAUGAGAGUGAGAAGAGUGACAAGAAAUAUGAUGAAUCUGAAUCAACUGAGACAUUCUCUUUGAGAACUAACCAACAUAUUGACUUUGCAACCCUUGCAAGUCCGGACCUUCUCUCAGAUAUGUCAGACAUCAAAUUGUCUGCCAUUUUGACUGCCGAGCAAAUUAAUGAAGAGAGAGGUGAAGCUAGAGGUUUGGAAGAAAAAGAGCAUUUGUCCAUAGUGGAACAGUUAAAAGACAGACUGGAAAAUGUUGGAGAUACUCAAACAGAUGGAAUACACCACACUACACAGGAGGUACAAGGAGUUGAUGCGAAAAAAGUCAAAUGGGGUUCACCUUGUGAGAUGAAGGCUGACACAAGGAAUUCCCUUGUCAAAGAACCAGUCAUACAGGAGAUUUGCAUUGAGAGGAAGACUUCAAGUGGAUCUGCCACAGAGGCCAGAGACAUGACAGGUAUGGUCUCACACCUCAGCAUGGAUAUGGAAGAAUACAGUUGUCAAGAAGACAAUGUCCAAGAGACAUUUGAACAGGCUGUUGUAAAACGUGAUGGUAAACGGCGUCCCCCAGAUAUCAAGAAACCUAUUAGGAAGAAACUCAGAGACAGAGAGCGUUCUGGAUGUAGUAGCUCUGAGGGAGAGCUGGAAAGGAUGAGCUCUGAGGAGUCUUUAGAUGGUGAUGCUAUCCUUAAGGAGAGUGGCCUUGUACCCACCCAAGUUAUGGAUCCUCCAGCUUCUCCUCUGGUGGUUGAAACAUCUAUUGGAUCUAUAAAAGACAGAGUUAAAGCUUUACAGAACAAAGUCGAAGAGGAUGAGGUCCAAAAAAAUACUCAAGAUGUAACAUAUGGUACAAAAUCGUCUAUCGUCACAAAAACGAUGGAGGAAGACUUUCCAGAACUUCCCAGAGUUCCCAAGUCCCCUAAAUCUCCCAGAUCUCAGACAGAAAGAUUAGAGGAGACUAUGUCUGUUAAGGAUCUUAUGAAAGCUUUCCAAACUGGGCAGGACCCUUCAAAAAGUAAAUCUGGGCUAUUUGAACACAAGGCUGUGACUUCUGGUAAUUUAACAUUUCAACAUCCUUCACAGGAGCCAAAAUCACAAAUCCAGCCUCAGAGCCUCUCAAAUUUCCAUCCAGAGAGUGAUGUCAAGAUAUGUGACAAAAGAGAUGAACCAGUAAUCCUAAUUACAGAUAACUCUGAGGAUUCACAGCCAACGUCUGAUAGUGAUUAUUUUGGAAAGAGAGCUAAAUCUGUUGAUGCAGUUCAAUGUGAUGGCAGACGGGUUAGCCCACAGAGAGAGACACCAGAUUUGUCCGGAAAGGAGACUAUGUCUGUGAAGGAGUUGAUGAAAACAUUCCAGUCUGGGCAAGAUCCGUCAAAAAAUAAAGUGGGGCUUUUUGAACACAAAGCUAUGGCGUCUUGUAUUUCAACAUUGAUGUCUCAAUCAGAAUAUUCUGGAGAGAUACAGAUGACUCAACACAGUCCUAUGCCAGAGCAAAAAUCACUAAAUCAAGCCCAGAGCCUUACAAUUUUCAAUUCACAAAGUCAUGUCAACAUACAUGGUGACAUAGACUUUGAGGAUCAACCAACAAGUUCAAUUAGAGAUAUGUCUGAGGAAUUGCCCUUGAAUUCAGAUGAUGCUCCUUUUGUAAAGACAGUAACAUUUGCUGAUACAGUUACAUGUGAUGAUGGAAGGGUUAUCUCACAGAGAAAGACACCAGACUUGUCAGAGAAAGAGGCUAUGUCUGUGAAAGAGCUGAUGAAAACGUACCAGACUGGACAGGACCCUAUAAAAAGUGGGCUGUUGGAACAAAAAACAGUGGCUUCUUCCUGUAUUUCAACAUCGUUAUCUGAAACGGAUGAUCCUGAAGAAAUAGAGUGGACUGGGCACAGUCCUACCCUGGAAUCCAAAUCACAAAAACAAUCACGGAAUCUCGCUAUCUACCAUCCAGAAAGUAAUUUCAAUGAAUAUGGAGCAUUAGAUGCAGAAGCUCAAACAGUCAACCUAAAGAGAGAUGUCUCUGUGGAAUCAGAACUAUAUUCAAGAAAGACAACAAAAAAUGUUGACACAAUUCAAUUUGAUGAUGGAAGGGUUAGCCCUCAGAGCAAGGGAAAAGAGUUCUCGGGGAGCAGCCUAGGCAUGAUGCACUUAGAAGAACCAGUCAUAAGCAAUGGUAGGGGUUUUUCCGAAGACCUACAAAUCAGCCCUGAUCGCAGACCUUCUGAAGAUUUCAGUGCUGACAUAAAGGCUGAGCUGGAAGAAAGUCCUGAGUACCAGUUUUUCAAGCAAACAUCAACAACUGUGAAUGUUAGCAAACAGUUGGGGGAACCUGAGAAGGAUACCCUCUGUGAUGAUUCUGAUACAAAUCCAGUAAAUGUGUUGAGGCCCUGUAUGAAAGGUUAUUUUGAAAAAGAUGUUUCUCUUUUUGAGAAUCAAAAGAAAGAUGAUGAAAUAAGUCCUGACAGUCCAAAGCAUGAAGGCUUGGUUAAAGUCUCAGAUACUAGCAUUGGUGUUUGGACCUCAGGUGAGAGUGAGCAUUCUGAAAGACCCACGCGGACCCAUCAAAUGACCAAAGAAAUGCUUACUUACUCUGCUAGAAGAGAAGAGAAGGACAUCAUAUCUUUACAGGAAGAGAAAAUUCAUGAGUCAUGGUUAGACAAUACAACAAUUACUCAUGGAAGUAAAACACUCUUUGCACAAAUUGACACAGAAGCACCAGAUGUCAAAAUUGAGGAGGCACAACUUAAAGAAGUCCACAUUGAGAAGAAAACAUCUAGCCAGACAUCCACUGCAGUAAAAGAUAUGUCAGGGAUGAUUUCCUUAAUGUACAGUGAUUUGGAUCAGUAUCUACAAGCCAAGCCUGUGGCAAGUCAGCAACCGGAAGAGGAUGUUGUUCAGGAUAAAUUUGAACAAAUCAUUUUAACAAAGGAAAAAGAUAAAGAAAUUCUCACAUGUAUCACUGAUGAAAAUAAAGAAACAAUAAUGGGUGGAACAAUGCAAGAAACAGAUCAACGAGAACCUGAUUUUGUUACAUUGAAACAUUUAGUCACAAGGGGAGGAGAAGUGGAGUGUGUCUUUAACGAAACCCAAUCAAUCUUGAUUGAUGAACAUCCAAUGAAGGAAGAGUGGGUCGAGAAAAAGACCUCAUAUAAACAGUCUACAAAAGCAAAGGAGAUGUCAUGCAUGGUAUCACAGCUAAACAGUGACUUGGACCUGUAUCUCAAGGACAAGCCAGUGGAAAACAGGUCUCCAGAGGAGAUAUUUGAAGAAGUGACUCUUACUAAGAUCAAAAGAUCUUCAAGUGAUGAGGAAACGAUAACAAUAUGUGACCAAACACCAAUUGUUGCGAAUAAUGUGGAGGAUAAGAUAGAUGGUGAGGCAAAUGAAUACCUACAGUCCGAUGUGGUGGCAGUCAAAGAACCAAAACCAAGUUCUGUUUUGGAGACCCCAUUUCAAGAAGUUUGUAUCCUCAGAAAAACACAAUACCAACAGUCUACAACUGAGAAGAAUAUCUCAGGCAUGUUUUCACUUCUCAGUAGUGACUUAGAAGAUCAGUAUCUCAAGGAAAAGCCAGUGGCAAUACAAUGCCAACCAGAAGAUGACCUAGUACAUGAGAGCUGCAAACAAGUUAUACUAACAGGUAAGAAUUUAAAUGAUGAAUUUGGUGAAGAGGCAAUUGAAAACCCACAGACAGAUGUGGUUGGAGAAACAGAAUUGUCACCAGGUUCUGUUUUGGAGACACCUUUCCAAGAAGUUUACAUCCAAAGAAAGAAAGACAAUCAACAGUCUACAACUGAGAAGAAUAUAUCAGGCAUGUUGUCACUUCUCAGUAGUGACUUAGAUCAGUAUUUCAAGGAAAAGCCAGUGGAAAUACAAUGCCAACCAGAAGAUGACCUAGUCCAUGAGAGCUGCAAACAAAUUAUACUGACAAGUAAUAAUUUGAACGAUGAAUUAUGUGAAGAGGCAAUUGAAAACCCACAGACAGAUGUGGUUGGAGAUACAGAAUUGUCACCAAGUUCUGUUUUGGAGACACCAUUCCAAGAAGUUUACAUCCAAACAAAGAAACACCACAAACAUUCUACGACUGAGAAGAAUAUCUCAGGCAUGUUGUCAUUUCUCAGUAGUGACUUAGAUCAGUAUCUCAAGGAAAAGCCAGUGGCAAUACAAUGCCAACCAAAAGAUGACCUAGUCCAUGAGAGCUGCAAACAAGUUAUACUGACAAGUAAAAAUCUGAACCAUGAAUUAGGUGAAGAGGCAAUUGAAAACGCACAGACAGAUGUGGUUGGAGUCACAGAACUGUCACCAAGUUCUGUUUUGGAGACACCAUUCCAAGAAGUUUACAUCCAAAGAAAGAAAGACAAUCAACAGUCUACAACUGAGAAGAAUAUAUCAGGCAUGUUGUCACUUCUCAGCAGUGACCUAGAUCAGUAUACCAAGGAAAAGCCAGUGCCAAUACAAUGCCAACCAGAAGAUGACCUGAUCCAUGAGAGCUGCAAACAGGUUAUGCUGAAAAGUAAUAAUUUGAACGAUGAAUUGGGUGAAGAGGCAAUUGAAAACGCACAGACAGAUGUGGUUGGAGUCACAGAAUUGUCACCAAGUUUUGUUUUGGAGACACCAUUCCAUGAAGUUUACAUCCAAAGGAAGAAAGACGAUCAACAGUCUACAACUGAGAAGAAUUGCUCAGGCAUGUCGUCACUUCUCAGUAUUGACUUAGAUCAGUAUCUCAAGGAAAAGCCAGUGGCAAUACAAUGCAAACCAGAAGAUGACCUAGUCCAUGAGAGCUGCAAACAAGUUAUACUGACAAGUAAUAAUGUGAACAAUGAUUUAGGUGAAGAGGCAAUCGAAAACCCACAGACAGAUGUGGUUGGAGUCACAGAAUCGUCACCAAGUUCUGUUUUGGAGACACCAUUCCAUGAAGUUUGCAUCAAGAAAAAGGCACAACACCAGCCUGCAGCUAAGAGGGAUAUGUCAAGAAUGUUGUCACUGCCUAAUAUUGACUUAGAUUGCCAUUUAAAGGAAGAAUCAUUGGUCUUACAAUACCACCCAGAAGAGGAUUUAGUCCAUGAGAGCUACAAAGAAACUCUUACAUUCUCUCCUGGACAUAAGAUGAUGUCACCAGAAGAUACAAAUUCAGACAUUGUGGACAUCAAUAAAGAGGACAUUUUGGAAAGUGAAUGGCAGGCAUGUUCCCAUAACGAUGAAAUUCCCAAGAGAUUCUCAUCUGAGAAGGGUGAGGCUAAAAUCUCACUAAAUUCAGUGUCACAUUUAAAUUACUCUACUGAAGGGAUGGACAUUACAGAGUCAUAUGUAACAACUGAUAGCUGUAACAAUGAUCAUAAAGAUGUCAGUGUAGUUGUUGCUCAUUCAGUUUUCAAAGAACUCACAUUUUUACAACUAACAAGUAGUUGUAGCACACCAGAACGCCCAGCUGAUUUGGAGAACCUAAAUAAUGUGGUUUCUGAUGACCCAGCUAAAGAGCCUUGUCAUCGAGAUUCUCUAGAGGCCAGUCCUCUAGAGGAGGAUGGAUCUUCAAAAAAAUCACCUGAUUCAAUUGAGCCAAGCCCUACUGGAGAAUCCCCUUGUCCAGACUCUCUUGAGGGAAGUCCCACUAAAUCAAAGGAAUCAGAACUUAAUAUGCCCGCCAGGACAGCUGUGUAUGAAGAUUAUGCUUCCCAGCUCAAAGCAUGUUUUGAUAUUGACAAAAAUAUUUUUAGGCAUGAAAGUUUGCAUUAUGAGCAAAAAAACGAAGGUGCGAAUUUUGAAAUAGAAAGUGAAAUUAAAGAAGACCACUAUUCCAACUCAGCAAUGACAGUAACUGAUGACAAAAUAUCAGAUCCCAGAAUGUGUGAUAGUGAAAACCUUCACAUGCUCAUACUGAGAGACGACGAUAGUGAUGAAAGUGGGAAUGAUACCACAACUAAACAGUUCACCCCAGAAGAGGACAUGUUUAAAAUGGCUGCAAAGAUUAAAACAUUUGAGGAGAUGGAACAGGAGGACAAAAUGAAGAGAGACACUUUUUUGGAGACAGAUGAUCACAAAGACAAUGAGCCAAAUCAAAAAUGUGGCACAGUUAUACAGUCUUCCUCACAAGAUACACUACAGAAAAUUUCUGAAAAAUGUGUGACAGACGACACUCAUACACUAAGUGAGACAACGGAUAUUGAUUCAAGUAUCAUGGACAAGGUUGCAAUUCAUUCACAACUGAAAACUUCUCAAUCAGUUGAUGGGUAUGUUCCGUUGUUAGCAGGAAAAGAUGCACAAAUAUACAAAGAAAAAGCAGCCAAUGAAAGUGACCAUUCCUCAGUCAAUGACAUGUAUUUUUCCAGCGGCGUGACAAAUGAGCACCAUCCAAAUGACGAUGAAGUUGAAUUGCCCCUGACAGAUGGCUCAGAUUGUGACGGCAGUCCUCAGGAUAUGGUACAUACAAAGGAACCAGAAUAUGCUAUCCUUGAAUGUGAAGGUGACAAAGAUGUACCCAUCAAUGCAGAGGUUAAAUCAGAAAAACAAAUGGAUCUUUGUGCUGCAGGAGACAGAAAAACACCUUAUAAUACACCAGUUCGAACUCCACGUGAUGAGAGAACCCCUGAUCCGUUUCAGUUUCAGGAGGGAAAGCUAUUUGAAAUGACCAGAGGGGGAGCCAUUGAUAUGACAGGAGCAAGUUUUGAUGAAGAAGAGAAAGGAUAUCCUUUUUUUCAUAUAGGGGAACAUCCCGUUGAUGAAGUUGUGGUAGAGGAGAAUGGGGAAGGUCUGUCAGUCAAAAAGUCUUUAACUUUAGACAAAAGUGAUUCUAUUACAGACACAACCAUUCAAGAGAACCCCAAAUCACCUCUGACUCUGAGUGACGAUGACAAAAUUCCUACUCCCAAACCCAGAAAUCUCAUCAAAUCUUCAAGUAACAAGCCAGAGAAUGAAAUGUCACUUCAUGAAGCUGAUCUUUGCAGCUCCAUAGAGGUUCAGCUUCGUUCCCCCAAUGCUUUGGAGAAACUAACCAAUGUUCAAAGUGAGGUUGGAAUCCUUGAAAGCCUUGGUCUGGACAACCUAGACAAUACUGUGGCUGAGUUUCAAUCAGAAACAUCCACAACUGGCCAUUCAGCAUACUCAGAGCAGAGCCAUUCCACAGACUCCUCCAAUGAUGAUGAUGAGGGGGAUGAAGAUGAAGAAGACAAGUGCUCAGUCAUAGAGAUGUCCCUUUCAGCUGCACAUGCUGGCAUCCCAGCAUAUUAUCAGGAUUCAACGGAACCUUUGGCAAUCAAACCAAGCAGCACAAUUAAAGAGGUUUCCCAUUUUCAAUCAGAAAUAAUGUCAGAAGACUCACAGAUAUCUGAACUUAAUCAAGGUCAAACAACAGCAGAUAAAAUCUCAACUUUGGAUCGUCGGAGUAGAUCUUUGGCUGAUAGUGACAGAAGUAAAACCUCUAAUAAAGAUGUUAGGAGUUAUUCUGACAGUAGUCAAUCCUCCUCUAAAUCCAACUUUUUCGCCUUCAAACCUCCUGUCAUGUCCUCUUCUCCAAGGGGAGAAAACCAAGUCUCUAAGACUACAGAACCAUCUGUUAGGUUGUCCUUGGAUACUGACGAUAUAAGCAGCGCAAGUCACAGGAGUCCAGAUUCGGUUAUCUUCACAUAUGACAUCCCAGCCUCACAUAGUUCAGAUUCUGAUGGUAAUCCGUUGCCAAGUGUGCAACCAUCUUCUGGAAAAGAGGAUGUAUUUGAAUCAAGGCCUGCCUGGGAUGACACUGUGGAGACUCAGAUGCAGAGAAUCACCGAUGACCAAACUCCAGAAGUGGAUUGGCAGGAUGAUGCUGACAGGAAAGAGGAAACGUUAGCUAUCAUUGCAGAUCUUCUUGGCUUCAGCUGGACUGAGCUGGCAAGAGAAUUGGAAUUCAGUGAGGAUGAUAUCCAGUUAGUGAGAACAGAAAAUCCUAACUCCCUCCAAGAGCAGAGCCAUGCCUUGCUGCAGCGCUGGGUUGAGCGGGAAGGUAAACAUACCACAGAGGACUGUCUAAUUAAGAGGUUAACCAAAAUCAACCGCAUGGAUAUAGUGCAUCUGAUUGAAACCCAGAUGAACAAGUCAGUUCAAGAGCAAUCGUCCAGAACUUAUGCAGAGAUAGAGAAGACACUGGAUCACAGUGAAGUGUCAGUAGCCCUAUCUUCAGUUCAAGACGAUGCAGACAGCCCCAGAGUCGUGAGGAGGGCGGAGUCAGAUCGCAGACCGCCCCCAGCUGUUUCUGAAGAGGACCUAUCAGUUGCUUCCCUACUCGAUAUUCCUUCCUGGGCAGAGCCUGCUGGACAUACCCACUCAGAGAGUAUACAUGGUGACCUGUUGGAGGAGCUCGAAAUUCCACAAGAAUUGAACACAAACCUGUGGACCUGUGAGGAUGUAAUUACACCCCAACCCACAUGUUACGACAACUCAGAAGAGCAAGUAUCCACGACAUCUUUCAAGACAAAUCUUUCAGAAUCUUCAAAACAAAAAAAUGUUGAUUUAGGACACUGUCAGGUCUUUCCAACUGAGAUGCCACCCUCGUCAAAUGAUUCAGUCACUCUUUCCACUCAAAAACUAGAAUUGUCAAUUCCAGGUACUUUGGACUUAGGUAAAACACAGUCCCAAAUCACAUUGACCGAUCAAAGUAGCUCACCACAGGAAAAAGAUGAAAAGAUGUCUUUCGCCAAACAAAGUGAAGAUUUUGGCUUUGCUAAACCAGGCUCAGUGACCCAAGACUCACUCUGUCAAAGAGCCGAAGACAGUCCAGAUAAAAUCCUUAUGCCCUCUGAAUCCACUCCAACACCACCAGGGUCUGGGUCCCCUCAGCUUGAUCAGCUGCUGUCCGAUCUGGAGGAGAUGAAAUUUAAGUUUAGACCAGAGGCACUUGGCUCACCUCUGUCAGAUUACAGUGAUAUAAGCGCCAAAGUUGAUCAAAGUUUGAAUCAAAAGUUUGAAGACCUUUCACCUGAAGAUCCAUGUCAUACAAAUGAUAGUUACACCGUAAGAGCUGGCGUGUUUUCUGUUAUACAGCUCACAGAUGACACUAACUGCACAAAUGAAGACAUCUCAGAGUCUGCAUAUUUCCAGACAUCAGGUCAAGAUGAACCUGAAUUGGUCUCAAUCACUGAUCUGACAAAUACCUCUGAGACAAUUGUACCAUCAAACCUUUGUAGAGGUAACGAUAGUCCUGUAUCCCCCAACGAGUCCCUCUUAAUACCAGAAUCUCCCCAAAGAUUUUGUGAAGCAAUGGAACCAUCAUUGAACUCAAGUUUUUCCAAGGAUAUAUUCCAGUCGGGCAAAUAUAGUGAAAUUCCUAUUGGGGCAUUUUCUUCAUUGUCUUUACCCCAAAUAGCUGCAAAGUGUCCCUCUGAUGUACCUGAAAACUAUUUGGCUGAUCAAUUUGAGGAAGAUUCUACAACUGACAUUUUUCAAGGAAAAGAAAAACGUGAAUCAACUACUCCAUGUAAUGUCUCAAGGGAUGUGACAGAAGAAAUAUCAACAGAGAGUUCACAUCUAUGGGAGGUGAUCUCUGUUGAAGCUUUUCAGACUGAAGAUUUGUCCUCUCAGUCUCUUUCUGAUUUGACACCUGAGACAGUUACAUCUGCAAGACAUUUUAGUUUUGAUGAACUGAAUCCAUACAGCUCUUUGAACUUUGAUGCAUCUUCAGAAGAGGAUGGGCCAAGGACCAGUGGACAGUAUUCAGAAGAAUCUCUGGUAGACCAUGAGUGUUUUACCCCUCAGCCCAAUUCAGUUGAACCUAAAGCAGAAAGGACUUCAUCAUCUGCUGAUGAGGAAUGCGGCAUCAUACCUGGGUAUGAAGAUAUGUAUACCCACAUGCCUCCAGGAUAUGCUGAGGUUGUGCAUAGUGGUGCAGAGAGCCCUACCUUUGAAUACUCUGACCCAGAGCCAUACUUUGACUGCAACCAAGGUGUGUCAGAUUUCUCAGAGCCUGAUGAACCUGGGUCAACAACUAAGUCAAGUGGAGGGCUAGAUUAUCUCAGCCAUUCUAGAGUGCUAGAAAAGGUUAAUCGAGGAGUACUUUUAUCCUCUGGAAGUGAAGACUAUGAGGAUGCUCCUUUUGUCCAUGAGCCUCUCCAUAAAGUACAGGAGGAGAGUGAAGAAUCAAUACACUAUUCAGAAGUAUCAGAUGAUGAAUUCACCUUGUGUGAGGCUUCACAACUGCCCCCUGCCUGUGAAAUUGGAACAUAUGAUGAUACUGACAAUUCACUGACAAGGGAGAUCACUGCAGAGCUCGGAACAAUGUCAGAAAGUUCAGAUGAAGAAUUUUUGACCACCAGAAUAGUGCGCAGGAGAGUUGUCAUACAGGCUGAUGAAUUGCCUGACCUCCCCACUCAGUCAGUGACAGAAGAGCAGUACAAGGAUGAAAGUGGACACAUCGUUGUCAAGAAGGUAACCCGUAAAAUUAUUCGCAAGUGUGUUUCUGCGGAUGGCGUGGAGCGGGAAGAGGUGUCAGUGGAGGGAGCUCCCCAGGGGUCCGUCAGUGUAGCAGAGGGAGAUAGAUACUCCAAGGUUGUGAAGCGGACUGUACUGAAGAGUGAGGGAGACCAUUCAGAGGUAACAUUUGCUGAAGGUGAGGGUUUCUCAGUAUCGAGGCAGGAGACAGCUGAGGGUAGUAAGGUCAGUCUUGUGGAAAGGACAAAGGUGGUGGAGGGUGAAAGGACAAUGACACACCAGGGUGAUCCGUCUUUGGCCUCUGACCUUCCCACAGCCCAAGAUGACUUUAAACAGGCACUAGCUUAUAUAAGUGGGUUUAGCAGAGCAGAGCUCCCUCAUGUGGUAGAAAGAGAGACUAUCAAAGAAGAUGGAACUGUGGUCAGGAGGGCUCACAUGCGUAAAGGUCGCACCCUCAGACGGACAGUGGUGAAGGGAGCUGGACAGCGCAAACGGGUUCUUCUAGAGCAGGUGGACAGUCCCAGAAAAGGGACAAAACUAUGUGGUCUCCAGCAGCAUCUCCACCAGCUCUUCCAUCAAUACCACAAAGAAGACGAGGAGGACACGGAUGAGGACGGAGUGGAGGAGGAAGAGUAGGGGAAUCUGUAAUGCUUUCCCUCCCAUCGACUUCCUGGCCGUUUCAAUGCUUAAGUCCCCCAUAAUCCUAUGCAUUAGACAACUGUAAUCCCAGUGUGCACCGUGGCACCUCAGAGCUACCACAGUGUUCCCCAUUAAGUCCUGGAAGAAGACAUCUUGUUCAGAAUUUUUUAGUUUUUUCCCCAUUGCUAGUGUUAUGAAGUCAUGAUUUUCUUUUCAUGUUCUGAUGUUGUUUUGCCUUUAAUGUGACCAAAGAAAACCUUCUGUUGUUAUCCUGAUUGAUUUUACUGUCCAUGUCAGAUUUGAAAUCAUAGUCCUGAUUUCUGUGGUAGAGCAACACAAAACAUAUAAAUCCGUUGAAUAUAUUUCACAUCAACUAACUCACGAACCUCUUGAAGGUAAAGAACUCUUUACCUGCAAAAUACUGGUUUUGCUCUCUUAGUAGGUGCUCGGACUGAAAGAAAAUGUUUCACACAGCACUGCCUCUCACAAGCAGAGUUUCUCAGAUAUGCCUAACUGAAAAACUAUUUCACUCACUGAACUAGCUGUGAUUUUGGCUCAGGCGGUCAAAAUGUCACAGAGAAAAACAGACUGUAUCAACACUGAAUUGAACUACUGCUGCUGCUGCUGCUGCUGCUGCUGCUGCUGUGUUUUGUGUAGGCUAUGUGUAAUCUGUCUUUGGGAAUUAUAUAUUAUCUAUAAUCUAGACAUUACCGACAUCUGUAGCCUAGGAAUUAAUAAUCACUCGUGAAGUAGAGCAGGCAUGACUAAUCAACAUCUGCCAUCAUGAUCCUAGCUUUGACUGCUUUGUAGUUCUAUGGAUUGCCCUUCUGCCUCUCUUUCCCUUCUGAAUGUAUUUCUUUCUGUGUUAUGUGUAAUUCAUUUUUCUUUUCUUUUUGAUGCGGUGGGGAGGGGGACUUCUUUUAAGUUGUUGAUCUUAAAAUGUGUGUUGAAUGACUGGUGAAGGUGUGAAUGAGGAUGUACUGUAGCUCCUUGGUUGAAAUUCGUCCGUGCAUGUGUUAAGUUAAAUUCUGCAUUGACAAAUGUUUUGAAAAGGGUACUGUAGCUUAUUUUAAUGUCUCAUUUUAGAGUUUAUCUUUGAUUCUGAGUUUAGCUUGGUUUGUUGAUAUAGACAAUUUAUUUAAUCUUAAGUUUGACACCCAAUUAGAAGCUUCUUAUUAUUGGGAAGUCCCUCCAAAUUGGAAGUGGAAGUGGCUUAAGGUCUUUUCUGUUGGACUUUAUUAGUUUAUCUUUUGAACGACAAAAUGUUGGACCAGGCGUUGGCGGUUGUGUGACGUGUGUCUGUGAGUGAAUGAGUCCGUGUGUGUAGUAAAAGUGUUUUGCUAGUUUCAGCAAAGAACAAAAAAAAACGUCUUUAUUUUACACAAACUGCAUUUGCACUGAAUGUCAGGAGGAAACUCCUCCUUGCUUCUUCUGCACAGGUACAGUAUAUCGUAGCCACAGGGAUAGUCUCAGACAGAUGAUAAAAUGAUAACGAUGACUCACCAGACAUACACGUAAUGAGGCCGGUUGAGAGCUUAAAUAUAUCAUUUUUCACAGCUCUGAGUAACGCUACUGUAUGUAUCUACAACAUGUAAUGUAUUUAUUUCACUAUCACCGUUUACUUUGUGAUUUAGAAAAAUGAAAACUAGUGGAAGUUCACUGUGACAGGUAUGCUUUUAAUUUGAAGAAUCAGCAUCCCUUUUUUCUGUGACGAUGACAGUUAUAUAUAUAUAUACAAUGCAUAUAAAUAUCUAUAAGGGCAUGUAGUACUGUUAUUAAAUUCAAAAAGACAAAAACAAAAUGGCUGAAGUGUCUAUGGCUGAUAGAGAAUAAAAAUCUACAAAUAUA
Molecule: messenger RNA, 17627 nt
Organism: Scophthalmus maximus (turbot)
Lineage: Eukaryota; Metazoa; Chordata; Actinopteri; Pleuronectiformes; Scophthalmidae
Gene: ank2a
Product: ankyrin 2a, neuronal
Exons: 52
Coding region: 300-15776 (5158 amino acids)
Biological process (GO): protein localization to T-tubule; regulation of cardiac muscle contraction; signal transduction
Cellular component (GO): T-tubule
Molecular function (GO): protein binding
Source: RefSeq, a predicted model, not a curated record